Molecule: messenger RNA, 5904 nt
Organism: Leguminivora glycinivorella
Lineage: Eukaryota; Metazoa; Arthropoda; Insecta; Lepidoptera; Tortricidae
Gene: Kdm2
Product: jmjC domain-containing histone demethylation protein 1
Exons: 21
Coding region: 97-3138 (1013 amino acids)
Biological process (GO): regulation of transcription by RNA polymerase II; protein demethylation
Molecular function (GO): zinc ion binding; histone demethylase activity; DNA binding
Source: RefSeq, a predicted model, not a curated record
AAUGGUGGAUUGCGUUGCUUUUUCUCGUGCUCUGUGUAAAAUAUUUACGUAAAAUAGUGUUAAAUUCGCGGUGCAGUGUUUCUGACUAACAGAAACAUGUCGGAAACACUGCCGAACAGCAAAAAACAAGUUCCGAGGCAACUGCGCGAACGCAAGCAGCGCAAGCUCUACUCCGAUGAGUGGGCCCUCGGAGACGAUGAUGUGGAAGGUGGCCGAGGGUUCUCCCUGGCCGACAAGCUGGAGAGCCCCCGCUUUGAGCACCCCGGCUCCAUACACGAGAUGUUUGGCUCAGAGCUCACAGUGGCUUACCUGCAGAAAAAUGGAUUCACAACUCCGCUGCUCUUUAAGGAGAGAACUGGAUUGGGACUGAGGGUGCCGACGAGCAACUUCACCGUGAACGAUGUGCGCAUGUGCGUGGGCUCGCGCCGUCUGCUCGACGUCAUGGACGUCAACACGCAGAAAAACAUCGAGAUGACUAUGAAGGACUGGCAGCGUUACUACGAUGACCCCAACAAGGAGCGUCUUCUGAACGUGAUCUCACUCGAAUUCUCGCACACGCGGCUCGAGAACUACGUACAGGCGCCGAGAAUUGUCCGUCUGAUUGACUGGGUGGAGGUGGUGUGGCCUCGUCACCUUAAGGAUCAACAGACUGAGUCCACAAACGCUUUAGACGACAUGAUGUACCCGAAGGUACAGAAAUACUGCCUCAUGUCAGUUAAAGGCUGCUAUACAGACUUCCACAUCGAUUUUGGGGGUACCUCCGUGUGGUAUCACAUUCUGAGAGGGGCUAAAGUGUUUUGGCUGAUCCCACCCACUGAGAAGAAUCUACAGCUGUAUGAGAAGUGGGUCCUCUCUGGCAAGCAGUCAGACGUUUUCUUCGGAGACACGGUCGAGAAAUGUAUUCGCGUCCAUCUGCAAGCGGGCCACACGUUCUUCAUCCCGACUGGCUGGAUUCACGCUGUGUACACACCGAGCGACUCGCUCGUGUUCGGCGGUAACUUCCUGCACCAAUUCGGUAUUGAGAAGCAGCUCAAAAUCGCACAAGUUGAAGAUGUGACAAAGGUUCCCCAGAAGUUCCGGUACCCGUUCUUCACGGAGAUGCUGUGGUACGUGCUGGAGCGGUACGUGGGCGCGCUGCUGGGCCGCUCGCACCUCUCCACGGAGCAGCCGCCGCCGCAGCCGGCCAAGGAGCACGUGCACCUCACGCAGAACGAGCUGCACGGCCUCAAGGCCAUAGUGAUGUAUUUACACCAGUUGCCGGCUGCCCGGAAAUCAGUGCCCGAGCUUCUGAGUGACCCUAUAGCGUUGGUCAAAGAUGUGCGCACAUUGGUCGAGCAACACAGACAUGAUAAGCAGCACCUGGCUAUUACAGGAGUACCUGUGCUGAAAGGUCCGGAUGAAGUGGUGACGGGCGAGCGGCGCCAGUCCAGCGGCCGCGGCGGGCGCGGGGGCCGCGGCGGGGGCGGCGCGCGCCCGCGCCCCGACCACGCCAGCUCUGCACCGAGGCGGCGCCGCACCAGAUGCAAGAAGUGUGAGGCGUGCCAGCGAACAGACUGCGGAGAGUGCGUGUUCUGCCACGACAUGGUCAAGUUCGGUGGGCUCGGCCGCGCAAAGCAAACCUGUAUCAUGCGACAGUGCUUACAACCAAUGUUACCAGUCACAGCUUCGUGUGCCGUUUGUCAUCUUGACGGUUGGAUGCAAACUCCAGUCGCGCCACAAGCCAAAGGCAAUUCAGGUCGCAACGGGCCAUCUUCCCUGCGCGAGUGUUCGGUGUGCUACAGCAUCGUGCACCCGGCGUGCGUGCCGCCCGGCGGCCAGCUCAACGAGGACCUGCCCAACUCCUGGGAGUGCCCCACCUGUACCACCAUGGGGCUCAACCACGACUACAAGCCUCGUCAUUUCCGCGCGCGUCAGAAGUCUUCGGAUCUCAGGAGAAUGAGCGUCGGCUCAGACGCCAGUCAACUAAGUCGAGACCACAGUAAUCUGCAGAAUAAACUACCGCCUCCGGGUCCAGUCAAAUCGGAACCCAGUUCAGAUAACGAGGGGAAGAACGACGUCCCACAUAUCAAGUCUGAAAGUGAGAUAAAACGCGAAGAGGAAGGAGGUGAAGGUGGUACCGGGGAGAAUGGAGGCGAAUGGGAACCUUCAGCCAAGAAACGGCGCCCGAGUGACGAGCAGGAGGCGCCCAAGAAGCAGGCGCUGCGGGCCCAUCUCGCGCUGCAGCUCACACACCACUCUGCUAAGCAAAUGAAGAAGCCCCUAUACCCCAUCCGACCAGCCCAAAUGCCGGGGUCAGCGUUAUCCUGCGGCGGAGUACUCGGCUCGCCGUGGCUGGACCGCGGCGCCAUGCUCAGCGUGUUCGCGCGCCUCACGCCCUCCGAGCUCGCCACCUGCGCGCUCGUCUGCAAGGCCUGGGCCGAGUACUCGAUGGAUCCAUCUCUGUGGCGCAGCAUGUCGUUCGUACAAGUGAGAGUAUCGGCCGCGCAACUGGCCGGCAUCGCUCGUCGCCAACCACUGUCACUCGGCCUCGAAUGGUGUCAUCUCGCUCGCCGUCAGCUAGCUUGGUUGCUAGCCCGUCUGCCGGCGCUGCGCUCGCUGUCCCUCGCGGGCUCGCCGGCCGAGGCGGCUCUCGCUCUGCGCUCCUCCACGUGCCCGCCGCUGACCUCGCUGGACUUAUCCUUCGCGCGCUGCCUCGACGACGCCAAGCUGCGGGGAAUAUUGGCUCCGCCCGAGAACUCCAGACCUGGAGGAGGGAACAGGACCGGCGCGGAACCUUCUAGACUCGCCGCGCUCAGCGUGCUGCGGCUGCCGGGGACCGACAUCACCGACGUGGCCAUGAGAUAUGUUGUGCAGGCGUUACCAAAGCUAGUAGAACUGGACGCGUCUUCGUGCGCUCGACUCACAGACGCCGGCGCGGCGCAGCUGGCGCACCACGGCCUGCAGCGCCUGUCGCUGGGCGGCUGCCGGCUGCUCACGGAGGCUGCGCUCGACCAUCUCGCGCGCUGCCCCAACCUUAUUAGACUGGAUCUCCGACACGUGCCCCUCGUGUCCACACAAGCCGUGAUCAAGUUCGCGGCCAAGUCGCCCCACAACCUGCACGUGCAGGACGUGAAGCUAGUCGAGCUGCGCAAGACCUGAUCCGAGCCCGCCGGCCCCGCGGCUGAGGACGCGCACGCUAGUGAUUAGUGACGACGAGUCAGCGACAAGUGAUAGACACUAGUGAUAGUGAUAACAAGGGAUUUAAACUGAAUAGUGAACUGUGAAACUCGCGCGUUAAGCAUGCCUGCGGGUAUCUUAUUUUGUUUCUAACAUGGCCCCGUAGCCGAAUGACAUUGACAAUGAAAACGAAACGCCGGGAAAGGUAUUCUGGCUCUGCCGCGCCAAUACACAAGAGCGAUAGAGAUAGAUAUCUCCGAGCGUUUCGUUUCGUGAGCGUUUGUGCAUUCGGCUACGCACGCAGGGCAUGUUUCUUCAAUCGUUUUUGAGUUAGGGCCCGUUGCGUCAUACUCGUCAGUAACUUAAAAAAGAGAUUGUUUUACCGUUUGCAGAGGCAUUAUUAAAAAUAUGACUGUUCUGUCUAAGAUAGACAAUCCAUAUAAGAAGUCAGAUAUUACUUUUGGAAAAAUGGGUUUUAUUAGUUCAAAUUCGAGCAAAAGAAUCCGUAUAGAACUAACGUACGUUUGUUCCAUUGUCCAUUGCUAAGUACAUGCCUGUAUUGUGAUUGUAAUCGAUUAUGAUUAUACGAUCUAAUCAAAGAUAUUGUGGAAUUCAGAUUUAACAUUAGCAAGCGAGGUUGAUAGUAAUGGACGUGAUAUUAAACGCUCAAUGCCUUAACGCAGAUCCGCGUUCCGGCUCGUGAAUGGUGAAUCAAAUCCAAUAAAAUAUUCGUAAUAAUGAUAAUCAAUUUAUCGGUAUUGCUUUAUUAUGUCAUUUGGCAUAUUUUUAUUUUUACCUUCUUUUUACAGAAAUGUAUUCCAAAACAAAAUUGUGUAAUGCGCGCACAACAUAUCAACAGCGUCCCGCUACGCUGCAAGACGCGUUAGAUGUUAAUAAAACAAAGACUUGAUUUAAGCCUAUACGGUAAUCGAAGUGAUACGAUUUCUAAAUAAUGAUAGAAAUAUUGAUCUAGAAGUGUCAAGAUAGGAAUAGUGAAUGAUGUGUUUUUUUAGCAGCUGUUUUGAUAUUGGAAUAUUUAAGCUAGAAAGUGUUUUUAGGUGUUGUAAAUCGAUUUUCAUCAGCAUCACAUUUGCUUGUGAGUUAUUCCGAAGAUUAUAUGGUGAAUAUAAUAACAGAUAAUACUACUCAAAUAUUUUGGAGUUUUAUUAAGGGCAAACAUCACAUCAAAUAAUACUAUUUUAGACAACUGCUAGAAAAAUACACAGGGAUUAGUGUUUUAAUUGGUGACUUAUAAAUAUAUAAUUAUAAUCCUUGGAGAGUUUGAUUUUUCCAAUUAUUUUAUUCUAUCUUUUGCAAUAUCAGUGCCAACAUAUAGGUAGUGUCUAUAUGAACCAGCACAUAUUUCAUUGCACAAUCAAAUAACUAUAUUAAAGUUGAACGAUAUUAAUUUUAUUGCAUACUGUUGGAUUGGUAUCUAUUAUAUUUUAUUGUUGGUUUUAUGUUUUGAUAAUGAUGGCCUUUAAUGUCGAAGGUUUUCAAUAAAUUAUUGAAUUAACCUUUGCACUUAAUAAAGGUAACAAUAUAUAAUAAUAGUAUGAUGCCGCUUCAUAGCAUAUCCAAGUUUCGAUGCAUCCAUUUUCACAAUUACUGCAAACUUUCAAUCACAUAAUAGUUAUAAAGAGUCAAAGUUUCUUAAAGGGUUCAAGAGUUUUGAGCGAGCAAAGGGACUAACAAACGUUAACACAGUCUUUUGAAAGUUUUUUGUAAUUCUGAAAGAAAUUCGAAUACAUAAAUAAGAAAUAAGGCUAUUGAUAAGCUUUGAAACAUUGGUUAUGUGCUGAAGCGCACAUUCAACACUUGUAUUCAAAUGGAUCUCUGAAUUUCUUAUAAUGAUAGGAUUCCUCGAACAAUCGUUCGUACACGUUUCUUAUAUAUUGUUCCAGCAAUACUUACUUUUUGUAAAUAUUAACAAUGAUUAUUUAUUUCGCACUCCUGAAAAGGAAGAAUUAUUUUAGGUUCAUGACAAUUGUAAGAGCUUAGGUUGUAUUUUUCUUAGUUCUAGUCGCUUUUUAGGUUUAAGCAAUUAAUAGAUAUGUUUGACUGUGACCGAUUAUAUAACGUUUAUUGAUCAUUUCUUGAACUUUAGAGGCUACACAAUAAAAUUACGCUUUUCGUUUAACACUGAAUAUUUCCCAAAUUUUGUAGAAUAAUGCUUGAAAAAAUACAAUAAAGCUGGUGCAAAAUAUACACAUUUUUGACAUUGGACGUAAUGAUUAGUUUUGUAUAGCAUUACGAUAUUAUCUAGUUAAAAUUAGAUCAGAUUUUCAGUAAUAAAAAAAACUUUGAGAACAACAAUGAAAAUAUCAAUAUGUUAGUUUGUAAGGUCCGACUGUGGUCACAGUAAGGUCGGAGGGCCGCCUAUAGGUUUAGUAUAGAGGGUUAACCAGAUAACACUAUACACUUGUUAAACUAGCGGGUUGAUUGAAAAUCAGAAAUACACUGGGCGACGAAUUUCCCACGUUAUGUGUUGGUAGCAAGUUCGAGCGUUCGCGGCGUUGCUAGAUUGAUCGACAUAAAUGGAGACAUCGACAUGUAUCGCGAGAUGUUAACAAUCAUGUCGAACAAAGUCUGGCAACGUUGCGUCAGUUCACCCAACGUCACUGGCGACACAAUUCGCGGGACGCUUAUCGUCUAGUCUCGAGCAUCACUGGGUCCCAGUCAGCUUUUUUCUUUUAUAUAUGAGCUCUUGUCAGCAUAGAUCUGAUACGAUACGCUACGGCGCGUGAA